GGAGGGCGCUAGCGCAGUGAGGUAUACGGGGAGCAGCCGCAGUAGCCACACAUUAUUAUCUCUGUACAGAUAAACUUGACUAGAACCUCUUGACGUGCGUCACAGGAGACACUUAUACCACACUACCGACCGUCGCAAACACGCAAGGAGCCAACAGUUGUCUCGCUCGUCCGCAUUUAACUGGGUCAAACCCAGUCACAGAUGCACUGCGCGGUGCGCAGGCGCAGCUUGUCGGCUGCCCGUCAGUGCCAUAGCAACCGGAGAGAAGACGUCAACCAUCAACAUGGCCAAAGCGACAACUGUGAAAGAAGCCCUGGCCAAGUUGGAGGAGAAGUCAGGGGAGAAAGUGAGCGAGAGUAAAGCCAUAAAACUGUAUGGUCAGGUUCCUGCCAUAGAGAAGAUGGAUGCCUCUCUCUCCACACUCACCAACUGCGAGAAGCUCUCUCUUUCCACAAACUGCAUUGAAAAAAUAACCAAUCUCAAUGGCCUGAAGAACUUGAGGAUAUUGUCAUUAGGAAGGAACAAUAUUAAGUCUCUCAAUGGGCUGGAGGUAGUGGGGGAAACACUAGAAGAGUUGUGGAUCUCCUACAACUUGAUCGAGAAGCUGAAGGGAGUUCAAUCCAUGAAGAAGCUCCGAGUCUUCUACAUGUCCAACAACCUGGUCAAAGAUUGGGUAGAGUUUGUGAGGCUGGCCGACCUGCCGUGCCUCGCAGACCUGGUGUUUGUUGGAAACCCUCUGGAGGAGAAGCAUUCGGCCGAGGGAACCUGGAUGGAUGAGGCCUCGAAAAGACUACCUAACCUACGGAAACUAGAUGGAACCCCAAUCAUCAAACAGGAAGAGGAGGAGGCCGAUGGAGAGAGCUGAGGAGCACGACUAUCUGCAACCUCCUUUCUAAAGAGUCUUCCCUUUUUCAAUGUUUUGUAUGGUUUGUCAUGGUGCUUUUCUUUUUAUAAAAUGAUUUUUACAACAGCGUACACUUUGUUACAGAUAGAUAAGCACAAGAUAACCGAUAAAUACACAGAUGUUUAUGUUUUAUAGAAUGAGGAAAGUCUGUUUAACUACAAGAUCAAUACUAAAAGCAAUGUCCUUUAUCUAUCACUGAUGGCUGUAACAAUGGGUGAUCGAGCCUAUGGCCCACUGAUUGCAAUAUUCAUAUAUUUGCAGUAUUACCAACUGGGUGUCUGUAGUAACAUUCCAGGAAAAAAUGCUUUAUUUCAGUUUUUCCUAAUAAACACACAACAAAUUGACCUAUGCACACAAUUCUGAAAACUUUUCAAUUUAAAGCACAAUUCCCAUUGUUUUCAUUCAAAUAGACAUUGUAAAUCAACCAGGACUGAAAUCUUAACGAUUGCCACUUGAAGGCCUUGUGGGCUUGGGACCAAAAGGACAUUAUGGUGAGACCUCAUCAGUGGAAAUACAUGAUGAGCACAGUAUUAUUUAUGGGACAAAACACUGUCCUCCCUCCAUGGAGAGAUGACCAUAUACAGCUCAAUGGUGAGGAAAGAGUGACUUGGAGUGAUACAUUUGAGUGUGAACCACAAAUGUAAGUCCUGCAAAUAUGUGCUUCUUAAACCGCAUACUGUAGUCGUUAGCAGCAUUCAGGAAUACACUGAUGUCAGGGUCUGUUACCGACCUCUGACUUCUCAGGUCGUAAGUCGCAUUAAAGCUUAAAGAAGUUAGUAUUCACCAUCUGUCUCAUGGGACAUGAAGGAGCCAUCAACGGCCACAUUGCAGCGGACUGUGGAGUCGACAUCGCUGCACAAAAAUACAUCCACAGUUCUGUUUGGCUCUGUGUUUGAGAUUUUCUAUUUAUUUGUUCUAAACGUUUUGAACUGUUUGAAGGGCAGAAACAAGUCUACUGUAUUUUACUGAUAGUCUGUGGUGUAUAAAGUACCGAAAAGCAAUACUUGAGUAAAGAUACCUUACUGGAAAAGGACUAAGUGAAAGUCAAAUACUACUUGAGUAAAAGUAUCUGAUAUUUACUGUACUUAAGCAUCACAAGUAAUGUUCUGGUAUUGAAAGUAAAAGUACAAGUAAAUGUUUUUAAUAAAAAAGUAAAGGGUCA
Cyclopterus lumpus (lumpfish) is the source of this 2066-nucleotide messenger RNA. It is a transcript of the gene dnal1, whose product is annotated as dynein, axonemal, light chain 1. Gene Ontology annotation, molecular function: protein kinase binding. Lineage: Eukaryota; Metazoa; Chordata; Actinopteri; Perciformes; Cyclopteridae. The record is from RefSeq and is a predicted model, not a curated record. Gene Ontology annotation, cellular component: cytoplasm. The coding region runs from base 284 to 865 and encodes 193 amino acids. The transcript has 8 exons.